This is a messenger RNA of Stegodyphus dumicola, 1286 nucleotides long. Its product is annotated as phospholysine phosphohistidine inorganic pyrophosphate phosphatase-like. Gene Ontology annotation, biological process: dephosphorylation. Gene Ontology annotation, molecular function: phosphatase activity; inorganic diphosphate phosphatase activity. Lineage: Eukaryota; Metazoa; Arthropoda; Arachnida; Araneae; Eresidae. The record is from RefSeq and is a predicted model, not a curated record. Gene Ontology annotation, cellular component: cytosol; cytoplasm.
AUUUAUCAGAAGUCGAGUAAUAAAAAGAUGUUUCUACAUCUUUUUUGACACUCGAGAAAAAAAAAGCAGAAUACCCCCUUGAAUAUGAAUGACAAUACGAAACCGGAACUCAGUUUUUAUAAAUGAUUAAGUGAAUGAAUGAAGUAGUAUAUAGUAUUCUGAUUAUCAUUUUUCUGCGAAGAAGCAUGUAGAUCAGAGAAGAAUAGCAAUACAUUUUACCCAAUAACAUAUAUUUAAAAUAUUUUCAAUAGGUAUUUAAAUAAAUAAUGUAAAUUUUAGUUCUUUCAAUCUACUGCGUAGUAAAGAUCUGUAGUUGCAAAUGAGGGUACUUUUCAGCCAGGAGAUAAGGCGUACGUUUUUUAUCGCUUUGAGAAAAAUGACAUCAUCUGUGAAAUGGAAUAUGAAAGGUGUGCUUUUGGAUAUAACUGGUGUUUUAUAUGAAAGUGGACAAAAAAUUGCAAUUCCAGGAUCUGUAGAAGCAAUACAAAGAUUAUAUAGUCUGAAGGUGCCCUUCAGGUUUGUUACAAAUGAAACACAACGAACAAGAGCUUCUUUGGUGUCAAAAUUGAGAUCUUUUGGUUUUACUUUAUCAGAAUCAGAUGUGUUUUCACCAGGCGUAGCUGCUAGUCACUAUGUGAAACAAAUGCAGUUGAGACCUUUUUUAUUAGUACAUCCAAAUAUAUUGCCAGAAUUUAGUGAUUGUAACCAAAGUAAUCCAAACUGUGUGGUUGUUGGAGAUGCUGCAGAGCAUUUUUCAUUUGAGAAUAUGAAUAAAGCGUUCAAUAUACUUAUUAAAUCAAAAAAUCCAGUUUUGAUUUCUAUGGGCAAAGGGAGGUAUUAUAAAGAAAAUGAUGAAUUAGUUAUGGAUUUAGGAGGGUUUACUGCAGCAUUAGAAUAUGCUACUGGUGCAGAAGCAAAAAUUAUUGGAAAACCAUCUCCUGAAUUUUUUACGGAUGCUCUUAAAGAUAUGGGGGUAAAUCCAAAAGAGCCUUUUAGCAUGAGGUUCUACAAAUUCUUUGAAUUUUCACAUUUUCACAUAAUUUUCUCACUAAACAGUAGUGAAGAUGAUGGUGACACUUACAAAUUGUAGUAGACAGCACAAGCAGAAGCAAUAAAUAAUUGAAGCCUAGGAAUUAGCAAAAAAGGACAAUAAUAAGAGCAGGUGAGAUGCAAGAUACAGGGAAGUAGAUGUGAAAAAUCGUAUUAGAUACUGUGAUGUUGAUAUUAGUGUGCAUUCUUGCUGAAAUUUAUUUGUAUUUCUUUUAAAUAAAUAAUGUUAUGAUAGC